CAAAGAUGAACGUGUUGUUGCCUUAAGGCUAUUGUCAGUUACAAGCCGGCAUAACCACCUCAACCAUGGAUACACUUACCGAAGACGGUGCCAUGUCUGAAGACGGGUUGGAGCAAGAAUUCGACCAAGAGUUCCUGACCUGUCCCGUCUGCAACAAACUGUUUAGCGAGCCCAAAAUCCUGCCUUGUCUGCACACGUUCUGCAAAUCGUGUCUGGAAAAAUGGGUCAAACAGAAGGUAUCCUGUCCGUUCUGUCGCACCAACAUCAAACUACCGGCCGAGGGCGUGUCAGGUCUUCCAACAAACUUCAACGUCAACAAGCUCCUAGAUUUCAGAAAGCUGCAGAAGAGUAAGAACCUCCCUUGCCAGCUGUGCGAGACCCACGUUAAAGCAUCCUCCAUGUGCGUCGACUGCGGCAAACUGCUAUGCGAGACCUGCCUGAAGCUGCACAGCAAGCUUCCUCUGGCCAAAGACCACGACAUUCUUACCUUCGAGGAGCUGAGGAGUAAGGAAAGACGGUCGAGGUACCAUCGCAAGCUGUACUGCCGCGAUCAUCCCGACCAAGUCCUGGCAUUCUACUGCGAUCCUUGCGAACGUCUUGUCUGCCGCGACUGCACCAUUGUACUUCACCGUCCUGGCCCAGACCAUGACCCUAUGGAAGUUGGCAAGGUAGCUUCAGGGCGAAGAGAAACACUGGUCACCUUACUGAAGGGCACGGAAGGACUCUUAGACAAACUAGAGGAAGCUAAGAAGGCUAUCGAAGUCGACUUGAAGCAGUUUCACGAAAGUCGCCAGGUGGUAGAGAAAUCCAUCUUCAACUACGCCGAAGAGUUAAAGAUGACGAUCGAAGCAAAGGCUGUACAACUAGCAUCCGAACUAGACGAAAGAUGGGAGAGGGAAGAAUCAUCGAUCACGAGACAGAAAGAAGCCCUGGAGAAGAUGCAACAAGAGGUCAAAGAUGGCAGGAGUUUCUCUGAAGAAGUCUUGAGCCAGGGUAGCGACGCGGAGGUGCUGUCAGUCUGGCAUCAGGUUGAGGACAGACUGAGGCAAAUUCAGGCCUUAGAAGUCGGGUACGAGCCGUUCGAUCGGAGAAUGAUGUUCAAACCGUCAAAGGAAGCUGAAGAAGUGGCGACUCUUCCCGUCAUAGGAUCGGUGGAAACGAGUGUAGUGGAUCCUGCCGUCACAACGGUCAUGAUACAGGACUACGUAGAGUGUCUGCAGACUGUGAUCAAGGUGGGCCCGCGAAAUUCCGCCGGGGCACUCUGUAGUACCAACGGCAUCAAGCCAAGAGUGGAGAUCACAGGCCCAAAGGGAGACCGGGUGCACCUUGACCCGGAACCGGAAGAGAACGAGGACCACACAUGGGACGUCAUAUGGACGCCAUCUUUGAAAGGACUGCAUUCGGUCAAGGUCAUGAUCGGUGGACACGAAGCAAAGGGAAGCCCGUUCGUCUGUGUCAAGAGCAACGAUCCUGUCCUAACCAUUGGUAAGAAAGGCCACGAGGAUGGAGACUUCGACAACCCGAUCGGAUUAGCAGUCUACGAAGAUAAGCUCAUCGUCGCCGACGGACACAAUGAAAGAGUGCAGGUGUUUAAAGUCGAUGGAACCCACCUAAGCUCGUUCCCAACCUCUGCCUUCACCAAGGGAGUGGCCGUGGAUCGAGAAGGGAACAUCAUCGUCACGGCGGGGCAAGAGGUCAUGAUCUUCACGUCAUCGGGGCAGCUUCAGCGGACGUUCACGCACGGGGAUUUCGACAUCCCUUACGGGGUCGCGGUGGACGGGGACGGCCACAUCGUGAUGGUGGACCGGGACGCGCACUGCGUCUUUCUGUUCGAUUUCAACUGCAGGUUGAUCCGGAAGAUGGGCUCGGAGGGAGACGGUCUGGGCUGUUUCAACUACCCGAACUUCGUCACCGUGGAUCGGGACGACAACAUCAUCGUGUCCGAUCUGAGGAACCACCGAGCGCAGGGGUUCGAUCCGGAGGGGAACCUGAAGUUCCAAAUCGGCCACAAGGUGGGGAUCGACGUGGAGCAAGGGGAGCUGAACUUCCCGACAGGCAUUGCGGUGGACGCGGAGGGAAACGUGGUCAUGGCGGAGUUAUCCGGCAAUAGGUUGAAGGUGAUGCGGUCGGACGGGUUGGACGUGUGCACCAUUAGCAGUGAUGGGGACAAACUGAACAAGCCCCACGGGGUGGCUGUCACAGAGGACGGCUAUGUGUUUGUGGCUGAUUCUGGAAAUCACUGUAUCAAAAAGUACAAGUAUCUGUAG
Molecule: messenger RNA, 2267 nt
Organism: Branchiostoma belcheri (Belcher's lancelet)
Lineage: Eukaryota; Metazoa; Chordata; Leptocardii; Amphioxiformes; Branchiostomatidae
Product: tripartite motif-containing protein 2-like
Exons: 6
Coding region: 66-2267 (733 amino acids)
Biological process (GO): positive regulation of DNA-templated transcription
Cellular component (GO): nucleoplasm; chromatin
Molecular function (GO): protein binding; ubiquitin-protein transferase activity; zinc ion binding
Source: RefSeq, a predicted model, not a curated record